AUGAGCGCGCAAAGUGGUCUGCAGGUCGCAGACUCAUCUGAUACCGAUGCUGGAAACGACCAAGCAAGGAACAGUGUCCAACAACGGCGCAGCUUCGGGGACUGGCUCCGUGACGAUGUCAGUAUUCGUUAUACUGAUCUCCCAGUCCUCGCUUGCUGCCUUGUAUCCGGCUUGUGCGACAGUGUAGCAGUGAACGCAGCUGGUGUCUUCGUCAGUAUGCAGACAGGAAACACCAUCUUCAUGGCUCUUGGCGCCUCGAAGCUCCCGGCUGGUGAGCCCCUCCUGUGGCUCAAGUCCCUCAGCUCCAUCGCCGCGUUCUGGCUUGGGUGCUUCUUCUUCUCCAAGUCAAGGCACAUUCAUCCCAAGCGCAGAAGCACUCUCGCCCUUUCCUUCCUUCUUCAGUCGGCACUCGUCUUUCUUGCCGCCGCCUUUGCUCAGACACGUCUCAUUGCCGACUUUGGGGCCACUUCAGUCCAGGGUUCCGACUCCAACCACGAUUUCAAGACCUCAGAGAACCCUCUUGUAAUGGUCCCCCUUGCGCUUCUCGCCUUUCAAUUCGGCGGACAGAUUGUGACGAGUAGAAUCCUGGGAUACAACGAAGUUCCAACCAACGUCCUCACCAGCGUCUAUUGCGAUCUUCUCUCCGAUCCCAAGCUCUUCGCACCCCUGAAGGACAAUCCCAAGAGGAAUAGGAGGUUUUUGGCUGUGGUUUUACUUAUUCUCGGAGGCAUCGUCGGUGGCUGGCUGCAGAGAAGCCGGGCUGGCAUGCCUGGGGCACUUUGGAUCUCUGGAGGAGUUAAAUUCGUCAUUGCAGUCGCCUGGAUGGGUUGGGCCAGCCAUGAGCCAGUUGAGAGCAAGCUGGAGAAGGGUGUAGUAAAGUCAUAG
This is a messenger RNA of Colletotrichum orchidophilum, 885 nucleotides long. RefSeq lists its product as uncharacterized. NCBI's taxonomy places the organism in Eukaryota, Fungi, Ascomycota, Sordariomycetes, Glomerellales, Glomerellaceae. The transcript is spliced from 2 exons. The coding region runs from base 1 to 885 and encodes 294 amino acids. The record is from RefSeq and is a predicted model, not a curated record.